Molecule: messenger RNA, 7315 nt
Organism: Miniopterus natalensis
Lineage: Eukaryota; Metazoa; Chordata; Mammalia; Chiroptera; Miniopteridae
Source: RefSeq, a predicted model, not a curated record
GCCCGCCCGCCGGCCCGCUCGCCACCAUGGAGCUGGAGGACGGUGUGGUGUACCAGGAGGAGCCCGGCGGCUCCGGGGCCGUGAUGUCGGAGCGGGUGUCUGGCCUGGCCGGCUCCAUCUACCGCGAGUUCGAGCGGCUGAUCGGGCGCUACGACGAGGAGGUGGUCAAGGAGCUGAUGCCACUGGUGGUGGCAGUGCUGGAGAACCUGGACUCGGUGUUCGCGCAGGACCAGGAGCACCAGGUGGAGCUGGAGCUGCUGCGGGACGACAACGAGCAGCUCAUCACCCAGUAUGAGCGGGAGAAGGCGCUGCGCAAGCACGAGGAACAAAAAUUCAUUGAAUUUGAAGACUCUCAAGAACAGGAAAAAAAGGAUUUACAGACCCGAGUGGAAUCUUUAGAAUCUCAAACAAGACAACUUGAACUAAAAGCAAAAAACUAUGCUGACCAGAUUAGCAGACUUGAAGAAAGAGAAGCAGAACUGAAGAAGGAAUAUAAUGCAUUACAUCAAAGACACACUGAGAUGAUCCAUAAUUAUAUGGAACACUUAGAAAGAACAAAACUUCAUCAGCUCUCAGGGAGUGAGCAGCUCGAAUCUACAGUCCAUAGUAGAAUUAGAAAAGAACGCCCUAUAUCACUAGGGCUUUUCCCAUUACCUGCGGGAGAUGGAUUGCUCACACCUGACACUCAGAAAGGCGGAGAGACCCCUGGGUCAGAGCAAUGGAAAUUUCAGGAAUUAAGUCAGCCACGUUCUCAUACCAGCCUGAAGGAUGAACUUUCUGAUGUUAGCCAAGGAGGAUCUAAAGCUACCACUCCAGCAUCAACGGCUGCUUCAGAUGUGGCAGCACUUCCUACUGAUACACCCUUGAAGGAAGACACUGAAGGAUUUGUGAAGGUUGCAGAUGCACCAAAUAAGUCAGAGAUAAGCAAGCACAUUCAAGUACAGGUAGCCCAAGAAACUAGAAAUGUAUCAACAGGCUCUGCAGAAAAUGAAGAGAAGUCAGAGGUUCAGGCCAUCAUCGAGUCCACUCCUGAGUUGGAUAUGGACAAAGACCUCAGUGGAUACAAAGGCUCCAGCACUCCCACCAAAGGCAUAGAGAACAAAGCUUUUGAUCGCAACACAGAAUCUCUCUUUGAAGAACUGUCUUCAGCUGGCUCAGGCCUAAUUGGAGAUGUGGAUGAAGGAGCGGAUUUACUAGGAAUGGGUCGUGAAGUUGAGAAUCUUAUAUUAGAAAAUACGCAACUGUUGGAAACCAAAAAUGCGUUGAAUGUAGUCAAGAACGAUUUGAUAGCAAAAGUGGAUGAACUGACCUGUGAGAAAGAUGUGCUGCAGGGGGAGUUGGAGGCUGUGAAACAAGCCAAACUGAAGCUAGAGGAAAAGAACAAAGAAUUGGAGGAAGAGCUGAGGAAAGCUCGUGCUGAAGCUGAGGAUGCGAGGCAAAAAGCAAAAGACGACGACGACAGUGAUAUUCCCACAGCCCAGAGGAAGCGGUUUACUAGAGUAGAAAUGGCCCGCGUUCUAAUGGAGAGAAACCAGUAUAAAGAGAGAUUGAUGGAACUUCAGGAGGCUGUUCGAUGGACAGAGAUGAUUCGAGCAUCAAGAGAAAAUCCAGCUAUGCAGGAAAAAAAAAGGUCAAGCAUCUGGCAAUUUUUCAGCCGACUUUUCAGCUCCUCAAGUAAUACUACUAAGAAACCCGAACCACCUGUUAAUCUGAAGUAUAAUGCACCCACUUCUCACGUUACUCCUUCUGUCAAGAAAAGGAGCAGCACCUUAUCUCAGCUCCCUGGGGACAAGUCCAAAGCCUUUGACUUCCUUAGCGAAGAAACCGAAGCUAGUUUAGCCUCACGCAGAGAACAAAAGAGAGAGCAGUAUCGCCAGGUAAAGGCACAUGUUCAGAAGGAAGAUGGGAGAGUGCAGGCUUUUGGCUGGAGCCUGCCUCAGAAGUACAAACAGGUAACCAAUGGUCAAGGGGAAAAUAAGAUGAAAAAUUUACCUGUGCCUGUUUAUCUCAGACCUCUAGAUGAAAAAGAUGCAUCAAUGAAGCUGUGGUGUGCUGUUGGAGUCAAUUUAUCUGGUGGGAAGACCAGAGACGGUGGUUCUGUUGUUGGAGCAAGUGUAUUUUACAAGGAUGUUGCUGGUUUGGAUGCAGAAGGCAGUCAGCAGCGGAGUGCAUCUCAGAGUAGUUUAGACAAGCUGGAUCAGGAACUGAAGGAACAGCAGAAAGAGUUAAAAAAUCAGGAAGAAUUAUCUAGUCUCGUCUGGAUCUGUACCAGCACUCAUUCAGCUACAAAAGUUAUCAUUAUUGAUGCUGUUCAACCAGGCAACAUCCUAGACAGUUUUACUGUUUGCAACUCCCACGUUCUCUGUAUAGCAAGUGUACCAGGAGCACGAGAGACAGACUACCCUGCAGGAGAAGAGCUUUCAGAAUCUGGACAGGUAGACAAAGCAUCUUUAUCUGGAAGCAUGACAAGCAAUAGCUCAGCAGAGACAGACAGCCUGUUGGGAGGCAUCACAGUGGUUGGUUGUUCUGCAGAAGGUGUGACAGCAGCUGCCACCCCCCCUAGUACCAACGGUGCUUCUCCAGUGACAGAAAGGCCACCAGAAAAGGAAGCAGAGAGUAGUGAGAUUGAUGAAAAUGUUCCAACAGCAGAAGAAGCAACUGAAGCCACAGAAGGCAAUGCUGGGUCAGCUGAAGACACCGUGGACGUCUCCCAAACUGGAGUGUACACAGAGCACGUCUUUACAGAUCCUUUGGGAGUUCAAAUCCCAGAAGACCUCUCACCAGUGUACCAAUCAAGUAAUGACUCAGAUGUGUAUAAAGAUCAAAUAUCAGUGUUGCCAAACGAACAAGACCUGGUGAGAGAAGAGGCCCAGAAAAUGAGUAGCCUUUUACCAACUAUGUGGCUUGGAGCUCAAAAUGGCUGCUUGUAUGUCCAUUCAUCUGUAGCCCAGUGGAGGAAAUGUCUCCAUUCUAUUAAACUUAAAGAUUCGAUUCUCAGUAUUGUACACGUGAAAGGAAUUGUGUUAGUGGCCCUGGCUGAUGGCACCCUUGCAAUCUUUCACAGAGGAGUUGAUGGGCAGUGGGAUUUGUCAAACUAUCACCUGUUAGAUCUUGGGCGGCCUCACCAUUCCAUCCGAUGCAUGACUGUGGUACAUGACAAAGUCUGGUGUGGCUAUCGGAACAAAAUCUAUGUGGUUCAGCCAAAGGCCAUGAAAAUCGAGAAAUCAUUUGAUGCACAUCCCAGGAAGGAGAGCCAGGUGCGGCAGCUUGCGUGGGUAGGUGACGGUGUGUGGGUCUCCAUUCGUUUGGAUUCUACUCUCCGUCUCUAUCAUGCACACACUUACCAGCAUCUGCAGGAUGUGGACAUUGAGCCUUAUGUAAGCAAGAUGUUAGGUACUGGAAAACUGGGCUUCUCUUUUGUGAGGAUCACAGCUCUUAUGGUGUCUUGCAAUCGUUUGUGGGUGGGGACAGGAAAUGGUGUCAUUAUCUCCAUCCCACUGACAGAAACAAAUAAAACCUCAGGAGCACCGGGAAAUCGGCCUGGAAGUGUGAUCCGAGUAUAUGGUGAUGAAAACAGUGACAAAGUGACUCCAGGGACGUUUAUACCCUAUUGUUCAAUGGCACAUGCACAGCUUUGCUUCCAUGGGCAUCGGGAUGCUGUGAAAUUCUUCGUGGCCGUCCCAGGUCAAGUUAUCAGCCCACAGAGUGGCAGUAGUGGCACAGACCUGACAGGUGACAAAGCAGGGGCAUCUGCACAGGAGCCUGGCAGCCAGACACCCUUGAAGUCUAUGCUUGUCAUCAGCGGAGGAGAGGGCUACAUUGACUUCCGAAUGGGUGAUGAAGGUGGAGAAUCAGAACUUCUGGGAGAGGAACUUCCACUUGAACCUUCUGUUGCCAGAGCGGAAAGGAGUCACUUGAUAGUGUGGCAAGUGAUGUAUGGCAGUGAGUGAGCCCAUGGGACACAGGUGGAGACGGGCAAGCUGUCUCUUCUGCAUGGUUUCUUUCCCCUUGCCUCUUUAUUUAAUUCUCUCUUUGUGAAAUAAGUUUCACCACAUAAUGUGUGAGCAUUUUUCCCCGUUAACUUUACAUUACAGAAUCUGUCUUAACGCAACAAUGCAGGAACUAGCUGAUUUACUGCACCAGUGUUCUAGGCAAUUUCAGUAUGUUAUGAACAAAUCAAAGAAUGUUUACUUUCUACAAACUAGUGAAUUCUAGAAAGCAAUCCAAAUGUGGUUUAUUCUGCCACAGCGAAUGUCACUCACUUCAUUUGAUGGGGUCACUUUUUAGCUGUCACUAAUAAUGGAAUUAAUGGAAACACUUGAUAAAUGAAACUGUACCAUUAAGUACAAUAGUAAAGUUUUACCCAAUGUAUUAUAAAAUUGACACAAACUAAUAUUGGGUGGAAUAUCAGGAUUUAUCUAAAUGUCCCGAGAGGGCUAAAAGCUAACUGUAAAUUACUUUCACUUUCACUUUCAAAUCUGAAAAAUCUUGUUUAUAUGGUAUAUAAAAACUUUGUUUUCAUCAGAUUGGGGGGGUUUUAUAUUAAAGAAAUUAAGACUACACUAUUUAAAUAAAUGUUUCCUAUUUCCGACUUAUUAGAGCUCUAAGUUUAUGAGGCCUACUUCUCUGAAUAUGCUUUUUUUUUUUUUUUGAGACUAGUUUUACUCAUUUUCACACUAAUGUGUCUGAAAGGUUUAUACUUAUAAGGCUUAGAAGAUAGGCAUCAACAAUGGGAGGAUUUUUUGAAAAGGAAAUUGUUUGGAUUCCUUGUACCAGCAGAUGGUGGUGGUUGGCUGAGUUUUUUUCAUGUAAAAAACUACCUAUUUACUAAUUGUCCUUGGGCUGCUCUAACCAGUUCAUACGAUUAAAGCUGUAGUGGUGAUAGGAUGUGGCCUAGCGGACUGAGUGAGGGAUUUGAUUAGAAAAGGUCUUUUCUCUUGUUCUGUAUAAAACUACAGAACAGCUUGCAGUUGAUAUUUUGUAUGUAAAUGACACACUUGAGCUUUUAUGCCCUUGCAAGAUUAAAAUGCCAUCUUCAAAGAGGAAAGCUAUGCAGGGCAUGACCACAAAGCCAAGAUACCAUGGAGUGAACGUUAACAUGACAUCUUUUCACUCACAGUGCCCAUUUAAAAAUAGUCUGCAUCUAACUGAUUUCCUUGUUUAAUACGUUUUUAAGAACCAGUAUGCUGCAGUUCUUUCCCUUCAAGCUUCUUGAAAAUGUGUGUUUACCAUUUUUUACUCACUUUAAGCAAAGCUAAAUAUGAAUUUAAGAGCUAUUUUAAAAAUAUAAACUUGUUGGAUAAAGACCCCUCAUCAGGACUAUCAAAGAAAAGAAAGCAGACACAGGUCUCAGUAGUCUAAGUGUUCUUAAGUACCAGAGAUUGUUCCUCUGAACUGUCGUGUAAAGAUAUUUGUAAAAAGUACACCAGUAUCUUUUACAUAGAUACAGGAUUAGGCUAGAUUAUCAAAUACUUGAGAUUUAAUGAGCUGGAGGAGGCCUUUGGAUCCAUUUGGCCACGUGUGUCUGUAAGCACAUUGUGUACACAGUAAAAUGGUAGCCCCUUUAGAUGGCUAGAAGGAAAAACUCUUGGUAAAAGCUGUAUUAAAAGGAGAAUGUUUUUGCUUGAGCUACGUACUUUUCUUCAGUGCACCAAAACUUAGGCCUCUUUUCCAGAACGUAUAAGCUAUGUUUUUAUUUCAUUUUAAAUUGGAGUCAUUUUUACCUUUGAAAAACCCACAUUCUAAAAUAUUUUGGGGAAUGUUGUAUAAAUUCACAAAAAAAGAUAUAGCAAAGUAUUUGGGGAUUUUAAUCCCAAGAGUCAUAUCCCAUUUGCUGUUCAGUCUUACAGUUUGUAUGACCGAAUGUAAUUUAGGAAGUCAGGAGUUAAAGAUGGGAAGUGCAAAGAAACCUGUUACAAUGGUUGCAGUUUGCUCUUUUAAGCUUGCUGGCUUUAAUUUAAGGAAUAAGGGUGUGUCGGUAUUUAAUCUGUAAAACUGUCGUUGCCUGUGGCCCUGAUCAUCAGCUUCUGGGACUACAAAACGCCUGUACGAUUUGUUUUAAGGGCUUGUCCUCAUGUUUGUAAUUUCAGCGAAAUAUUUUCUACUGAUUGUUUUAUCCACCCCCCCCCCCAAAAAACAGGUUUAUAUUCCUGUAAUGCUCACUUUAGUCAGGGUGGCAACUGUGGAAGAAAAUGCCAACAUGGAAGCUUCUUGCGAGCAGCAGAGUGGUUGGUAUGAACUGCCUGUAGCUUGCGCAUCAAGGGCAGAAAAGAGGCUUCACUACACGGAGUUGUCUCUCCAUGUUAAUAAAAAAAGUUUACCCCUAUUGGAAGAAAUAAGGAUUCCUGAGAAUUUUCUCAUUUUACUACACUCGGGUAUGUAUGAGGUGGAACCCGGGAGACUGCCGAUGGCCGCCUUGCCGACCUGCAGGAGGGGCCGUGUCCUGGCGCUUACUGGCAGGUGCAGGGUCAGCUCCCUGUGAGGCUGGGGAGAGAAUAUUCUCUAGGAACCCAGGUUCAGAGCGUUUUCUCUAAUUCAUGUGGAUCUAAAAUUUUAAAAUAGGAAUGAAUAUCUUAAUAGCUGCAGCUUGUUGAGAGUGUAAAAGGUUUUGAGCACAAAAUAUGCAGCACACCACUUUUCCAGUUAAGUGUGUUUGCACAGAAGAGGCUGAAACACAUUCUCCCGGCUGCUUUAGUCCCUUCCUGGAAGGGUCGGCCUGCGUUAGAACAGACCCUUUAACAAUGCGCGCCUUAGAAACAAACAGCGGAACAGUUGUCUUACAGUGUUCACUGUCCUCAAGAACGUGUGUCCUGCAAAUGCUGUGGAACUGCAUAUUUAUUUCCUUGUGAGUAUUACGGCCACUACCAAAGGACUCGACCAGAUUUCAGGCUCUCCUUCAUCGAUCAUGUUUGUAAUGGGAAGAGUAGAGAGAAUUAAAUGUGGAAAUCAUAAAUGCUUUUCUAACAGGGUUAUGCUGUUUUAUAACACAAAAUGUCUUUCUUUCUCUUUAAAAAAUUAAGUUGUUAUUAAUGUCCUACAUUUCUCAAUAUUUGAAUAUAUAUUUUAACCAUUUUAUGUUCUGAAUUUGUUUUUUGUCCUAGAUAUUUUAUCCGGAAUUUUACUUGCCUCUAUAAUCUGAAAACUGGGUUCUAGAUUGUCCUACGUGCUGUCUCUUGGAGGCUGAGGCUUCAUUUCUAUGAGCAAAAAGCUCGUUUAGCAACGUAGUUAUUUCAGUAUUUAUUUCUAUUAUGGAAUCCCUGGGGUUCGGAAUGUAACUUUGUACAUGAAAUAUAUAUAAAUAUGUAUAUGAAACAUG